GUGAAAAGUGUGGAAACGAUAGGAAAUGAUUGGAUAAUAUGGUAGGCGUUGAGUGGUUUGCAGUGAAAGUGCUCUAAAGGGGGAGUAAUAGCGAUAAAAGCGACGCAUUUGUGAAGUGAAGCAAACAUUCAGUCAUUCAGUGAUUGAAUGCUUUGAAUGAAUGGUUGAAUAAAAUGGCGAAUAAUAGUCACAACACUUCCGAAGACAUCUUCAGUACGGAUCCCAUCGACAGAUUUCCCACACAUUCAACACAUCCGCCACUCUUUGAUAACGAAGACGACGACACCGACAGCGACCACAAUGAAGACCUCUUCGUCUCCACUCUUGAGAGUCCUCCGAUGGACACCAAAACCACGGCUAAGAACAACACAAUUGAGGAUCCAAUGAAUGAUUUGAUGGCAAGUCAUGAGAUAGAUCUCGACGACGAAGAGGACAGUUAUGGCAAAAACGGGUUAAACGUUUCCUCCGCUGGCGAAGCGGUGAACGGCAGACAACCGGUCGGCCCAUUGAAAGCGACGCUUCCGUCGGAGUCUUCGAAAGCCAUUUUGUCGACGUCUUCGUCGGUCACUUCAGGCGCUAACGAAACCCUUAAGACAAAUGUGAAUUCGCGAACCGAAGACCAAUUGAAUGCAAACGCGGCCAACAAAAGCGCGUCCAAUGAAAAGCACAUUACGAUUACAGUCGGAGAACCGCAACGCAUAGGCGACGGAAUGUCCGCUUAUGUUGUCUAUAAAGUGGAGACCAAAACAGAUUAUCCCUAUUUUAGAAGAUCUCACUUCUCAGUGAACCGGCGUUUCAGUGAUUUUCUUGGACUUCACGACAAGUUGUCUGAAAAGCACUUACAUUUGGGACGAAUUAUUCCUCCGACACCUGAGAAGAGUGCCGUCGGAAUGGCUAAAGUGAAGAUGUCUUCCAAAGAGGAGAGCCUGUCGUCCGCCCAGUUCUUCGAGAAGCGAAGGGCAGCUCUCGAGAGAUAUCUGAACCGAAACGCAUCGCAUCCGACCCUUUGUGCGGAUCCAGACUUUAGAGAAUUUGUUGAAUUGGACACCGAUUUGCCGAAAGCGACCAAUACUUCGGCAUUAAGUGGUGCCGGAGUUAAGCGUCUAUUGAGUCGAAUGGGAGACACUGUCAACAAAAUCACAUUCCGAAUGGACGAAUCAGAUCCGUGGUUUGAAGAGAAGCAGAAUCAGAUCGAAAGUCUUGACCAACAGUUGAAAAAACUUUACACAAGUGUUGAGGCGCUUAUACAUCAUAGACGGGAAUUGACUCAAACGACCGGCGCUUUCGCUAAGAGCGCUGCAAUGCUUGGCAACUGCGAAGAGCAUACGUCCCUCUCAUGCGCUCUCUCGCAGUUGGCGGAGACCGAGGAGAAGAUGGAACAGUUGUAUAGCAAACAAGUGGACAACGAUUUCUUCUAUUUGGCAGAAUUGCUCAAAGAUUACAUCGCAUUGAUUGGUGCCGUGAAAGAGGCGUUUCACCAGAGAGUGAAAGUAUUCCAGAUGUGGCAACACUCGCAACAGAUGCUCACUAAGAAGCGGGAAGCGAAGGCCAAACUCGAAUUGGCCCUCAAAACGGACAAAAUAUCUCAAGCGAACGAAGAAGUGAUUGAGUGGGAAUCAAAGGUGAGCAGAGGUCAGGAGGAGUUUGAGAGCGUGUCUAAGACUAUACGUCUAGAAGUGGAACGCUUUGAAUUGUUACGGAUUCGCGACUUCAAGACUAAUAUCAUUAAAUAUAUGGAAUCAUUGCUCGAAAGCCAACAGCAACUCAUCAAAUACUGGGAGGCAUUCCUUCCUGAGGCGAAGGCCAUCGCCUGAAAUCUAUCCAUUGUUUUAUUUAUAAUAUAUAUAUUAUUAUUGAAUUCUAUUUAUUUAAUUAGUUUUUGCUGAUUAUUGAUUACUUAUAUAUUGAUUAUUAAUAUUAAAUUUAAUGAUUUAUUAAAA
This is a messenger RNA of Medioppia subpectinata, 1940 nucleotides long. NCBI's taxonomy places the organism in Eukaryota, Metazoa, Arthropoda, Arachnida, Sarcoptiformes, Oppiidae. The record is from the annotation of a GenBank genome assembly.